Alosa alosa (allis shad) is the source of this 2513-nucleotide messenger RNA. Its product is annotated as cyclic nucleotide-gated cation channel beta-1. NCBI's taxonomy places the organism in Eukaryota, Metazoa, Chordata, Actinopteri, Clupeiformes, Clupeidae. The transcript is spliced from 7 exons. Gene Ontology annotation, biological process: double-strand break repair involved in meiotic recombination. The record is from RefSeq and is a predicted model, not a curated record. The coding region runs from base 215 to 2206 and encodes 663 amino acids.
CGCCCAUGCUUCUCCUCAAGUACAGGUUCCUGUCAACAUUUGGACAAAUUUGCGAAGUAAAUAAGUAGAUUUAAAAUAUUUACAAGUAAAUGCUGACUUCGUUCCCUUUGAACAACAGAGCCACUGUCUUAUCUACGACACCUGCCACUUUAUCGUCUAGAAGCUACUCUACACAUAUAAUUGUGUCCCUAUCAGGUCUAGUUGGUGACAAAGAAUGAGCAAAAGAAAUCGACAGACAACAGAUCUGUUGUUAAUGAUUACAGUCGCUAAGGCUCCCCAGCAUAGAUCACUGAGGUCCAGGAAGCGCAAGGCCACGGAGGACAAUGAACAGGUCACUGAGCAGAAAGAUGACCUUCCAGUAACCGAGACAACAAAACAGGAUUCUGAUAACAUAAACUCCACUUCCCAAAUUGCCUCAGUCUCAGAGUCUACUCCACAGGAAUGUUCUCUAGACAUCAUAGAGAAUACUGACUCAUCUGCAGCUGAAGUAAACAAAUUGGGAGAUACCAUUACCCAGUUUGGUGGGGGUGUUUCCUCUGUAGUGAAACCUGAAGAGACAGUCACUUCAGAAGCCCCAAAACCCAAGCCGGCCCUCUCAGAGGGUUCGGAUGCCCAUCCACCCAUCUCUACCAAAGACAGCCAGUCAGUUUGCUCCACCAGCUCUGCUGCACAUGUUUCUAAUCAGCCUAAGGGCUCUCACCGGGACCAGACCUCGUCUCCCGGCCCCUCUGAUCCAUCUCUGCAUGGGGAGGCCACUGCAGGGGAAGGCCCCUGUCCCAUGGAGGGUGGGGAGGAGCUGCGGGAGUCGGAGUUAGAGUCUGGGUCCCUGCGCCACCACCCACAGGAGGGGGAGGACGUCCCGCACCUGCCCAGGGAGGAGAGGCCGGACCUGGGGAGCGAGGCGUCGUCGCAGGGGGCGGACGGCGGAGACCCAGCCGACGCUCCGGCGAGGAAGAGAGUGCGGAGGAGGAUGGGGAUGGGGAGACUGGGAGGGGAGAGGGAGAAGAGGAACCUUCCGGAAGGAGGACAGACCUGGGGGCGAGGGACUGGCGAAAAAGACGGAGGAGAGAAGGAGAGAGAGGCGAGUGACGGAGGAGAGCAGGACAGAGUGACGGAUGGAGAGAACAAGAGAGUGACAGAUGGAGACAGAGGACUGAAGGUGGACGAUGGUCCCAGUCUUCCAGAGAGGUCAGAGACUGUGCAAUUGGGGGUCACACAGCUACACUCGGACACUGCCGUGGAGCACAGCUCUAAAGAGACUGGACAGAGCCACAGAAAUGACUCUGGCCCUGGGUGGUGUGAUGAUAGAAGUGUGAAAGAGCAGGGGCCAGUUGCCAUAGCUACCACUGAUGGUUCUAGAACUGCCCUCCGUUCUGAAAAGGUCAUAAAAGAAGACGACCAAAACUCCGCAGGCCCUAGUAAGAUAGCCAGCAGCGAGGAGCAGAGAGAUGUUACUCCUGCCAAAGAAACAGAUGAAAUAAAGUGGGGUUUAUUACAGAAAAGCAUGCUGGAGGAUGACAACAGAGAAGCUAAACCCUCCCAUGGCCCCUCAGCCACCAGGGAGUCAGCAAGCCAAAGUACAGCUGUGGGAGAGGUAUCCCCAGGCAAUCACAUACAGAACCCAGCUGUUACUGUAGCGACAGUUGCCAAGCACUGCAUUCCAGGCGGCCUACAUAAAGCAGAGGGUGCCCACCAUUCUAGUUCUGAUGAUGUCCUGAAGUCAACCAAGGGCAUGGGAGCACCAGAGUGUGAUCCUGUAGUGAGCUGCAGCAGGAGUAUAACAUUCAGUGAGCCUGCAGCGCCAUCUAAUGGAGAGGAAGACAACAUACAGACUAUCCUGGAGGUCAAAGGUCAUGCGCCUGAGAAGCUGACACACAUCACCCCUGACCCCUGCCACGACCCCGACCCGUUUGACCCCUUGUCCGUCAACACAGUGUCUGACUCGCAGCUCAAUGACAUCACGCUGAACAUGGAGAUGGAGGACCAACAUGUCCCAGAAUCCUCCAGGAGCCACAAGGAUGCCACUGAGCUGGUCUGUGGACUCAUCAGAGAACUGUCCUCACUCAAUCGUACCAUCAUGGCUGCUCACCGGGAGCUGGAGAGUUUUCGCCGUGGUAACCGUACAGCCUGGACACCUCAGCGCCGCCCCUUCACCCCCCGCCGCCCUGAGAUCCAGCCCCCCAGCACGUCUGUGCCUGGCCAAUGACAUGUCACCUUACACUGAGAAAGCCAAUCAAAGCCUCCCUUGUUGUUCUGAUGUUCUAUUGACGUCAAGUUCAGGUUCACAUUGUUAAAAUAUACUGCUCCCAGAUUACAGUACUCCCUAUGGUAAACUACUAGACAGAUUGUGAUAUAUUAAUCUGUAGACUGAAUUAAUCUGUUUAUCGUUUAAUGCAGAUAGCCACAUCAUCUUCCAUCUCCAACAUCAACUGUUUUAUUGAUGAUUGUUAGGUGUUUGUUUGUUUGUUUGUACCUCUGGUCAGUUAUGAAAGGAUUAAACCACACACUGUUCA